This is a messenger RNA of Sabethes cyaneus, 4685 nucleotides long. Its product is annotated as RNA pseudouridylate synthase domain-containing protein 1-like. Lineage: Eukaryota; Metazoa; Arthropoda; Insecta; Diptera; Culicidae. Gene Ontology annotation, molecular function: pseudouridine synthase activity; RNA binding. Gene Ontology annotation, biological process: pseudouridine synthesis. The transcript is spliced from 4 exons. The coding region runs from base 385 to 1386 and encodes 333 amino acids. The record is from RefSeq and is a predicted model, not a curated record.
UCAUUGCUCGAUGUCUGCAAAAAGUUUAAUUUUAGCUAUGUGGUAAGCAUUGGCCGUAACCGAAUCAGUGUUUAGAUAGAACACGCGACUUGGUAGAACGUUUUAUGGUAUCUCGCCAGGCUGCCAAAGAUGGUUAUCGGUUUGAAAAAUCGCUGUGACCUGUGGACUUCCAAGCAGCGCUGGACAAAAUUUUCUUCGAAGCUGGAGUGGUAGUUUUUGCAGUGGAAAACCUCUGUGAGAGUGACGGAGAGAUUGCGAGAGAACCGGAGAGAAGACAUCGACAGUGUGCGCCAUCAACAGAGAAGGACGAAGUGUCGGGAAGCAAUCCUUGAGGAAGUGUGUUUGUGCAAUGCAUUUUAAAUAAAUAAUUGACGUUCGACGUCGAUGCUUGAAGCAAGAAAAACAGAUUUUCUCACGGUUAAUAAGAGUUUGAUGUUCCCCAGGAGCAAGCCGGAGGAUUCUUCGUUACUGUGUCCGUUCGGUAUGAUUGAGGAAAUAAUUAGCAGGAUUAUGCAGUUUUUCGCUACGGGAUUAGUGGAAAAAAUUAUCAAAGCUCUACUGGUCUUGUUCGAGCGUUUUGUGAACCUAAUCCUGUCGCUAUGCGAGGGCAAUAAUUACAAGAAAAAGGACGAAACGCUCGAUGUUCUUUACAGCAGCGGAAAUUUUUUGGUAAUAAACAAAAAGCAUGACUUGCUAAUCAACUCGAACGAUACCAAAAAGAAAACUGUUCAGACAAUUUUGCGGAAACAGUUUCCAGAGUAUGUUCAGGACAAUCUAACGCACGAUUUCUAUUUUGCUCACCGAUUGGACUUUGCCACGAGCGGGAUUCUGUGCAUUCCGUUGAAUAAAAAUGCCUGCAAGGAAGUUUGCCAGGCAUUCGAAGAGCAGCGAGCGCGAAAGUACUAUGUUGCCCUGCUGCGGGGACACACAGACUUUGACGAGGAAGUGAUUGAUAUUGCUAUUGGCGACGAUAUCCGGUUUAAGGACACCAGCAAGAAAAUGUGCACAAUCCUGGAGGAUGAGUUGUGCCAAAACCCACGUCGCAGCAUCACCAAACUACUGGUGCUGGAUCGCGGCUAUUACAAUGGGAAACCGGUCACCAAAGUGCUCUUGCGACCAAUAACCGGCCGACGGCAUCAGCUGCGGCUCCACUGCUCUCAGAUCGGGCACGUGAUCGUGGGCGAUUACACAUACAGUCUGAAAAACGAUACUUCACCAGCACGGAUGUUCCUGCACGCGUAUCGGCUCGUAUUGCCGAAUUCGUGCGAGAACAUUGACAUACAGACGGAGGAUCCUUUCACCGAGAAAGCACUCAAGUAUAAGUGGAAGGUGGUCGAGCAAGUAAACGGCAUUGGCAACGCGUUUGAUCUCAUAGAUUCUUUUUAACAUUUGUGGGAACCAUGUAGUUACUUGCGUAGGACUCACAUAUUUACGUUUCGAUUGGAGCAAUUUCGCCGGCGGUUAAAUGUAAAUAUUCGAUCGUUUUCACGGAUUUAUUCGCUUUAAUUUUGUGCGUCCUCCUAUUUCGCUUUCGCUGUACGAGCAUUAAUGGAGAAAACGGAGUUUUGAGCGUCCUUCGUCCUUUGCUCAUUAUUCAAUUCGGUACAGUGCAUAAUCAUUCGGAAGCGACUGCACCUAUUCAAUAUUUUACCAAUCAUUACUACUCACAAAAUAAUAUUGGACGUCGCACGCCGUUCUGUGGGACACGCGAAACGCAAGAAACUAAGAUAAUAGGAGCGAGACGAGUAUACACUGUUGAUUUCAACGACACAGAAAACUAGAAGGUAUUUGAUUUUUAAAACGUACCUAUGUUUAGGCUGCAAAUUUAUUCAAAAUUGUUGUAUGACCUCAGGUUUUAGAAUUUUUGGCUCGGAUGGCACGUUUUCCAUAUUUAUUUGAGACCUUUGUGCUUCAAGCAUGACAUGGGCUGUAGAAGUUGAGAACUGCUGGAAGUUAUUCUAUAAAAAAUCGAGCCAAAAGACUCUGCGACCGUUUAGUUGGUUUUGAGGUACGAUAUUGGUCUAACAAACAAGUCAGUCGUCGUAUGUUCGAAUCUUGGCUAGGCGGUGCUGCUAGAUACAGUCAAUAGGAUUGUUGCACUAGCCCCAUAAUAGUCCUGUACUUUAAUAGCCGACUGUGAAGUUUCUCGAUAAAGAAGGGUUGAGCCUUAGAAGAUGUUUAAGAUGUUUGAAGCCCAAGCCUUUGCUUUUUUUGACUCUGCGACAGAUGCUAGCCAAAUUAAGCGAAGCUAAUGAAAUCAUGACGCUUCAUGUUACAUGAACUUACACCGAAGUUUUUUCGGUGCAUGGAGCAGUCUAUAUCUGAAUACUAAAACGAAGGGCACUCUGAUUACAUCUUCGUACAGGCUCGUAUGUUAAACAACGCCACUUUAGCAUUAAGGAAAACGACGAAUGUUUCUUUCAGACAAGCUGUCUGCAAUGAAAUUUGAUUAAUACAUUUAAAAGAACUGAAAAUCAAAAUUUCACAGUAAUUUGUGAUAAUUAAACGGUGGAGAAACCGCACUCUAUUUUACUUUCGUCGUCAUAAAACAAGCACUGAAUAAAACGCUGCUGAUUGCCGUUAAAGCUAGAAUUCAUAUAUUUUUUCAACCAUACGAAUUACCAUCUAGUUUUCUGUACGCGAAUGCAGUUCGAAUAAACGGAAACAUUCGUUUUUCUAGAAGCUAUCAUCUAGAAGCGAUCAAAACUUUAGACUCGCUGCUGUAGGAUUUUCUCGUUCGAGCCUCCGUAGCUAGGUUUGACAAGCCAACUAGUCCAAGUGUUUCAGAAUUAAUUGAUCUCAACUAGUAUUUUAUUCUUGAUUAUAUUUAUUGCAACUGUUAGAAGCUGCUUCGUUCUCACAUUCGCUGGAUAACUGAGCAUGAUUUGUGUACUAGACUUUUUCUCUGUUAGCAUUAGCACCGUUGGCACAUAUUCCAAGGUCGUGAAAAAAUCUAUACAUUAACUUUUUAGGACACAUUCACAUUAAUAAAACUAAAACUACUAGUUACACAUUGAUCCGAUUAUUAGUUGAAGUUUAGAAAUAUUUACUAUGAAAAAAAAAUAUAAAUAACGCGAGAUUCCAUAGAAUACACUAAUUAAAGAAAGUACAGAGAUUAUAUUGCCACAAAGAUAGAUAGAUAUCACCAUACUUAAUUAAUGCUGAUCGUGUAAUUUCUUGCAAAUUGGACGGAGUUGUUUGUUUAUUAUUUAACAAAUGAAAACAUUUUAUUCGAACUAUUUUUAGUAUCAAGUAACGGUGAAGCGCUCUAAUUUUUGGUACCGUGUCAAUAAGUCAACCAUGCCCCAACUAAAGGUGCACAUUUUCGGAAAUAAAGUUAGAAUAUUUAAUGCUGUAUAAUUUCAUGUAUAUAUUAUAUUAAAAUUAGUGCACGGAAUGGAGCUCGAAAUUUUGACGCACGCUGGGACCGCGCUUCAACAGUAAUAAUAUCAACAAUAUCAAAUCUCCAAACACGUGCAUUCUUUCCUCCACUCUUUGACCCCCCUCCCUCUUAGCCCUACACAAAACGGCUCCAGCUAAUGUCAUUUCCGUUACGGACGUUAGCGGUACUUCACGGUAGUCAGUGUCGAAGUGAUACAUUUAAAAAGUAACUUAAAUAUAUACCUUAUGUAAUAUAGUAAAGCACAGUUUCUUCCGAAAUUUAAAUAAUAUGUUAACUAAUUAUGUUCAAAACGUCGGAAUCUUUUUAAUCAUUUUUUUUAAACCUAUAUGCAAUUCGAUUCGAUUGAUUAAAUGCAAAACAACCUACUCCAAUUUGCAAGUGUAGAAUCGUUCUUUCGGUGCGAAAGGUGUUUUGACGUUUGGAUAUUCUCUUUCGCGAAGCCACGUGCAUUAAACGAACAGAUUUCCCAUUAGUCUAGAUUUAUCUCAAUCAAGGAAAUACGGUAAAAAACAAAACCAACAACUAUAAAUAGAUAAGAAGCGCAAAAAUAUCGCCCAGCACUACUUUUGAUAGGAAAAAUUUGAAAACACUGGGAAACUGUUGCACACUCCCAAGAAAAAAAAACACGUCUCAACUGCUAUACUUUUCCAUUUGUAAACAUCUAACUAAAAAUUGCUCGAUCAACCAAAACAAGAAGAUUUAGUUUAGUUCGCACAGUAGAUUGCCAACUAAAUUGUUUAUAGUUUCUUAAAGUCAGGUAAACACCUAAUGAUAGCAAAGAUUAUAAAAAAACAAUAAGUUGGAUAGGUCGAAGAACAAGAACCUACACCUCCUACACUACGCCUGAAAGUUUUUUCGGUCUUUCUUGUCGCUCGUACAUGGAAGUACAAUGGACGAACGAGAUGGACCAGUAAUACCAGGUUUAUAUCUACCUUGCUCUUAACGUAAUGGCCAUUGUCUGUAUUCUUUGCCACACUGCCAUAUGACUGUAUUAUUGUGGAAGAAGGCUUUUCAGGAAGUUUGGGUCACCAAGUAGGAUUUGUUUAAGGGUAGCUGUUUCGAUAAUCUCACGUUUUAGGUUGAUGUUGAGCAUAUAAGUGAACGAUACGAUCGUUUCGUUUUUUGUCAGAACGCUUAUCUGAAUCGAGUUUGUUGAAUGGAACCAAUAUUUCUGCCUAAAGGACAACACAAAACAAUAGAGUAGUUAUCAUACAACAAACAAUCGUACGAUAUAUAUACAUAUAUAAAAAAUACGUUUCUUUGUUUGACUCUCAACAAACGA